Molecule: messenger RNA, 1446 nt
Organism: Hydractinia symbiolongicarpus
Lineage: Eukaryota; Metazoa; Cnidaria; Hydrozoa; Anthoathecata; Hydractiniidae
Product: transmembrane protein 42-like
Exons: 3
Coding region: 701-1156 (151 amino acids)
Source: RefSeq, a predicted model, not a curated record
UUGAAUCAUCACAGUGAUUUUUACAUGACGAGCUAACAUUACAAAUAUCGAGGGAUAUACCCUGUCUUUUAUUUCGAGAAGGGGCCAUGACUUACAUGGGGAUCCCCAGAGUAUUUAAUGCUCAUUUUGAGCUACACACACCCUAUUAGGUUUUGCGCUUUACUAGACAACUCCCUGCAACAUCAAGAGGCCCACCAGUGUGCCAUCUCCCCAAUGUCCCUUACAUGGCUUGGGUUAACCCGGAGCUAUGGUAACGUUUACUUGUCCAUAUUGAAUCACCACCAACGGGAAUUGAACCCUGGUCUCCCGCACAAAGUACCAGAGUAAAAUAACUACUAAACUAUGGUGCCUUGCUUGCCCACACUUACGCUCCUGGGUCCUUAAUUGGCUGUCCCCAGCUCUCUAGGUUUGGAGAACCUCAUGCAUGAUUAGUUGGGUAGUUGAAUGGAAAAGUCAACACCACAAACCAUAUUAUAUACUUUUACAUUUGUAGUUGUGAUAAACUUUAAACACAUGUUAUUUCCAUUCCAAACUCAAUUUAAAUUUUGAUCUUCACCAUGACAAUAUAAAAAGAGUUCAAUCAUGCUUGUCACCAAAAAACUUGACAUGUAACCUGCCUAUUAGACCUUACAGCCUUACCAUUCAUAUAACAUAACAUAUCCAUAAACAGUGUACACAAAUUUGAUGAUAGUUAUUUAGAAUGUUCACUAUAUUCAAGAGAUCAUGGUAUCACUUAAUGUUGGGCUUUCUUUCUGGUUGCUGUGCUGCAUGUGCAUCGGUGUGUGGAAAGUUUGCUUUUGGAGAUAUUGAAUUGUUUAGAAAUUAUACUGCCUUUACUUUCCUGGGUAAUAUAUUUGAUGGGGUUAUUGUAACUAUAGCAAUUCGAGUCUCGAUGUUUUCACUCUUGUUAAUUUUUAACAUGACGAUGUGGACAUUGUUUACAAAAGCUCUUGCAUAUUCUGUGUCAACUAUUGAAGUAACCGUCUGUAACACAGCAGCCAAUUUCUUUGUUUCGGCAUGGCUUGGUGUGAUAUUAUUUGGCGAGAGGUUAUCUCUCACUUGGUGGCUAGGUUCAUGCUUCAUUAUUGCAGGGCUGUCACUUAUCCACUCUUCUUCAAGAACACAAUAUGAUGUAAAGGAUUCGAAGGUGUCGUAACUUGUUAUUGCAGUUUCUAUACACGAUGAGAAUUGUAGUUGUUCGAAUGAUAUGCAAAAAAUUGGUAACCUUUCAGGAAUAAAUUACCUGCUUUUGCUAAAUGGUCAGAAGAUGUAUGGUAAAUUUCGGGCUGAUCAGAAAUAACUCUAUGAGUAAGCAAGGAUGAUUUGCAGUUGACUCAAUUCAUCAAAAAACAGUUUUGUAGAUGAUAUAAACUCUAUAUUGUAUGUUUUUUUAAUUUGUGGUACCCUUGUUAAAAUGAACAUAUCAAUAGUGGAAAGAGAAACUAA